UGUUUGUUUUUGGGCUGCGCACUCGUGUGAUGGAGUCAAGUUGGAAAAGUCCAUUUGCAACACCGGCCGACGUGGCGUCUCCAACGACCGCGUUCGUCCAAAUGGACGAAGACCCCAUUCAAGUCGUCCACGCGGCUGCUGUGAUUCCGACCGCAUCCGCGAAUAUCCAAGGGCAAGGAAUUUUUGCCGAAGAAGAUUCAAAUGACUUGGACAAGACGGACGCCGUCCCGACCAAGGAACGAACGCUCGAAGUCAAAGCCCCAAGCCACGCCAUCUCGUACCGACCUGACAUCGACGGCCUCCGCGCCGUCGCGGUCGUUCCCGUCGUCCUUUUCCACGCAUACCCCCACCUCCUCCCCGGCGGUUUCGUCGGCGUCGACGUCUUCUUUGUAAUUUCUGGGUUCCUCAUCUCGGCAAUUCUAUUCAAGGAAGGCAAGAAAGGAGCGUUCACAUACGCCAACUUUUACUCGCGCCGCAUUCGACGCAUCUUCCCCGCACUGCUCGUGGUGGCGGCGUUGACGCUUGUGGUCGGAUGCUGCUGGCUGCUCAAGACGCCGCUCCGAACCCUCGCGGCAACGUUGAUUGCCAGCACAUUGUUUGGGGCCAACCUCCAGCUUCUCACGGUGAACGAAGGGUACUUUGACGCCAGCGUCAAGGAGAAUCCAUUGCUGCACUUGUGGUCCCUUGGAGUCGAAGAGCAGUUUUACAUUGUGUGGCCAUUCCUCGUGUCGGUCUUAUUGCGCUUGCCCCUCCGACGGGCAGUGCUUGUCCAAGUCGCGUUCAUCGUGGCGAGCUUCGUCUGCAACGUGCUCCUCCUCGGCGCCGGGGGCACGAACAAGUAUGCAUUUUACUUUCCCCUGAGCCGCUUCUGGCAAAUGGCAAUGGGAGGACUGCUUGCCUACGACGUCGCACAUGCCAAGGCUGUCGCGUCGAUUGUCGACGGCAAAGCUGCAGGGGCGGCCGCGCUCUCGUUCAGCUCGCUCGCGCUCAUUGCAAUUGCCUAUGCCGUCACAGACGAGGCGGAUGCGUUCCCGGGGUUUUGGGCGCUGAUGCCCACAAUUGGAGCGGUCGGGAUCAUUGCUGCCGGAAAAGAUAACCCCCUGAACCGGCAUUUCUUGGGUAACUCUGUCAUGACCUUUAUCGGGAACAUCAGUUACUCAUUGUACUUGUGGCACUGGCCCCUCCUCGUGCUGGCCAAGGCGCAUUUCCCAAAUAACUCGACUCGCCCUUGGUACAUGGAGCCGUACGCGAUGGUCGUUCUGGCGGUCGUGUUGAGCAUCUUGACGCUGUACCUUGUCGAAAACCGCACACGGCGACAUCCAUCGCCCGUCCUCGUGCCCGUACUCGCCGUCUGCAUGGCGAUAUUGGGCAUCAUGGCCGCCGUCGUCUUCAAAUUCCCCACCACGUUUUCGUUGCCUGCCCAGAGCCUGAUGGCGCUUCCAGUCAACGGCGAUUUGAACGGCACAACAACAACGACCACGACCGUGAUCGUGAAUGCCACGACCAACACGACGACUACAGUCACGACCCGAGUUCAUUUGAACUGGAGCAAACCGCCGAGAACGAGCGAUCCAACAGUCGCCAAGAUUCUUGCGGGUAUCGAAGACUGGCGUCCGCUGGACGGGUACGAAGGCUACAAUGAACCGCUCUCGGAAGACAACAUGAAGAUCCUCAAUCGGCAAGGCACACGGCUCCCGACAAUCGUUGUCCUUGGCGAUUCGCAUGCGAACCAGCUCAUGCCUCGGUUCAAGCGGCUACUGGAACUAGCCGUGGCGGCUGACCCGGUCAACGGCGCGGCCAAAUUUCCCGUCAUCGUGUUUCGAUCGGCCAACGCGUCGCCUCCCUUGGCGUGCAAUGGGCGGCACGGUGGCGACCUCGAUCUCUUGCGUGACACCAAACCGAAGGUCGUGUUUUACUCGUCCAACUGGAUCCAGUUCUGGCGUGCGGGGGGUGGCCCUGGUACGACGGCGAGCUUGACCCCCAGGUGCUGCGUCCCUGGGUACCAAGACUCGUGUUCGUACCAAACGUUGGCGGAUGUUCAGGCCAUGGCAAAUACCUUUCAAGCUGAGCUGGCGGGGCUCGUCCAGGCCGGAACAAUGGUGUUUGUAGCCGCCAUCAACCCGGAAGGCCCCGAGUUCAGUGGCCGGAACAUGCUCAACGGCAACAACGUGGGGGCGGUAGCACCCAUUCGUCGGUCAACUUUCCGCCAAACGUUCGCCCCUAUCAUUUCGAUCCUGGAGACGGCCGUCGCCAACGCGAACGCCACCCUGAUCGACUUUUCCGACAACCAGUGCUGGGAAGACGUGUGCCAAGUCGUGUCGAUGGCCGAAGGCGAGCCCGUAUACAAGGACAAGGAUCACAUUCGACCGUACUAUGCGCGAAACUACCUCUCGACAGUGGACGUCGUGGUCGAGGCCGCGAUCGCACCAUAAGACGCUGUCGGCUCGCUGGCUGUUGCGCUGGAAUACACGACCGACGCGCCGUGUUAUCGUACGUGUUGUCAAAAGCAGAGCCAUGCAGUGAUGCGAGCAUUACCAGAUACGAUAUGGAAUAUUAUAUACAUGUUUAUCCCUGGUCGGGAGGGAAUGUGUCGG
This is a messenger RNA of Aphanomyces invadans, 2594 nucleotides long. RefSeq lists its product as hypothetical. Gene Ontology annotation, biological process: lipopolysaccharide biosynthetic process. NCBI's taxonomy places the organism in Eukaryota, Oomycota, Saprolegniomycetes, Saprolegniales, Verrucalvaceae. Gene Ontology annotation, cellular component: membrane. The record is from RefSeq and is a predicted model, not a curated record. The transcript has a single exon. Gene Ontology annotation, molecular function: acyltransferase activity, transferring groups other than amino-acyl groups. Bases 30 to 2432 code for a protein of 800 amino acids.